AUGGGUCAGAAACGAAAGGCUUCUGCGGGCAGCUCGCCGCAUCCGAAGAGGAUACAGAAAGAGACUGUGCUGGACCACAAUGAUCCGAUCUAUGAAGAAGCGCACUCCGAUCCAGAGUAUUUGUCUGAAAAUGACAACGAAAGCUUUGCCAGCGAUAUCCCACUUGAAACCCCAGCGACACCAAUCUCCGUGACGUCGAGCAGAUAUCCAUCAGAACUUAAAACCCACCUUUGUCCCUACGAGGACUGUACGAAGGCGUUCAAUCGACCGGCACGUCUACAUGAGCAUCUGCGGUCGCAUAAUAAUGAGCGACUCUUUACCUGCACACAAGAUGGCUGCGACAAGACCUUUCUCCGAGCAUCGCAUCUCAAUCAUCACACCAAAAGCGCCCACACCGGUGUUCGAGACUACGUUUGCGAUCGACCGGGCUGUGCGAAGAGCUUCGUGACAGGCUCACGACUCCGGAGGCAUCUGGCAGCACAUGACGGAAGAGACAAGUACCGGUGCACGGAGUACCCGCCUUGCAGUGAGACGUUCCGGAAGCACACGACGCUCCAGAAACAUAUCAUGACGGCGCAUUUGAAACAGAAACCUUUUCCAUGUCCGCAUGUUGAUGCAGCGACGGGGCAGAAAUGUCCAAUGGCGUUUGAGACGGCUGGACAUCUUCGUGCUCACGAGAGCAGACUUCAUACAGAGAAACGGUUCACCUGCACGGAAUGUUCUCAGCGAAUGGACACCGAUAACAACGAAAACGAUUCCGCUGUUACAUUUCCUACAUACGCACUGCUACAAGCACAUAUUCGCACCGCUCAUCCACCACAAUGUCCAAACUGUCUCGUCACCUGCUCUACAUCGCGAGAACUGCGCCGCCAUUUGGAAGUCGCCCACGGCGACGUUAGCGUCGAGGAAAGAAAAGUCUUCUCAUGCACCGUACCCGGAUGCGACCGCAGCUUCACCAAGAAAGGAAACCUAACCGUGCACAUCCGAACCGUGCACGAGGGCGAGAAACGCUUCGCCUGCGGCGAGACUGACCUCUCUACUUCCAAGAAAGUCGCCGGCUGGGACGGUUAUGGCUGCGGAAAGCGAUACGGCACGAAACUCGCACUGGAAGAGCACAUACGUACCGCGCAUCUGGGCUUCCCGAACGCCAAAGCAUUACGCCGGCAGCGAUUGGGCCAAGGGCAAAACAACAAUAGCGACACCACGACCAACACCCCAUCAACCCUGGCCGCGCUUACGGGUGCAGGAUACGCAGAGGAAACAGGACGACACAUCACCUGCUUUAUCGACUCGUGCGCGCACAGAUUCCAUCGCGAUUACGAUCUCUGGGUACACAUGGGCGGUAAACACGGUUGCUCUGAAGACGAGAUCCGAGACCUCUUCCUGCGACGGGCAUUAUUAUUAUCCGCAAAUGAAGACGGACAGCAACAAGAGCAGCAACAGCAGCCCAGCGGCGAGGUUUUCGGAAUCUACGGAUACGAGUUCAACCCCGAUCCUUACGAGUCGUACCCUGCCGAAGCGAUGCACGCAACACAAGAUGCAAAAGAAGAGAUACCCCCUGAUAACGAUAUGGCGCUUAUUGAUCCCGUUUUGGCGUACAACUUGAUGAAUUGA
This is a messenger RNA of Aspergillus glaucus CBS 516.65, 1614 nucleotides long. RefSeq names its product C2H2-type zinc finger protein. The record is from RefSeq and is a predicted model, not a curated record. Gene Ontology annotation, cellular component: nucleus. Bases 1 to 1614 code for a protein of 537 amino acids. The transcript has 2 exons. NCBI's taxonomy places the organism in Eukaryota, Fungi, Ascomycota, Eurotiomycetes, Eurotiales, Aspergillaceae. Gene Ontology annotation, biological process: regulation of transcription by RNA polymerase II.